Anoplopoma fimbria (sablefish) is the source of this 2208-nucleotide messenger RNA. RefSeq names its product aldo-keto reductase family 1, member B1 (aldose reductase), tandem duplicate 2 (gene akr1b1.2). Gene Ontology annotation, molecular function: aldose reductase (NADPH) activity. Bases 6 to 1037 code for a protein of 343 amino acids. Gene Ontology annotation, cellular component: cytosol. Lineage: Eukaryota; Metazoa; Chordata; Actinopteri; Perciformes; Anoplopomatidae. The transcript is spliced from 10 exons. The record is from RefSeq and is a predicted model, not a curated record.
GCCGGAUGCGGUCUGGAUCUGCAGGAUCUGCGCUCCACAUUCUGCUCCCUCUCUCUGCACUCACGGUCUGCUCGUCCUCUGGAGAAAUGGCAACAACCGUGACACUAAACACCGGUGCAAAAAUGCCCAUUGUGGGACUGGGCACAUGGAAGUCUCCCCCUGGCAAAGUCACAGAGGCGGUGAAAGCAGCCAUCUCAGCAGGUUACCGGCACAUUGAUGGAGCGUAUGUCUACCAGAACGAGGCGGAGGUGGGAGAGGGGGUUCAGGCCAUGGUCAAGGACGGCGUAGUCAAGCGAGAGGAUCUCUUCAUUGUUAGCAAGCUGUGGUGCACUUUUCACGAGAAGUCUCUGGUGAAGCAAGCCUGUGAGAAGACGCUUAGUGAUCUUAAACUGGACUACCUAGACCUCUAUCUAGUGCACUGGCCCAUGGGUUUCAAGGCUGGUAGUGAGCUUUUUCCUUUGGACGGCGCAGGAGAGACGAUCAGUGACAAUACUCACUUCCUGGAGACAUGGGAGGGAAUGGAAGAGCUGGUGGAUGCUGGUUUGGUGAAAGCAAUCGGCGUCUCUAACUUCAACAAGGCACAGAUUGAAGCCAUUCUCAACAAGCCAGGCCUCAAAUACAAGCCUGCCAGCAACCAGGUGGAGUGUCACCCGUACCUGACUCAGGAGAAGCUGGUCAACUUCUGCCACUCUCAGGGCAUCUCCGUGACGGCCUACAGCCCCCUGGGCUCCCCCGACAGACCCUGGGCUAAACCUGAAGACCCCUCACUGCUGGAAGAUCCAAACAUUAAAGCCAUUGCUGAGAAGCACAAGAAGACACCCGCUCAGGUCCUGAUCCGCUUCCACAUCCAGAGGAACGUGAUCGUGAUCCCCAAGUCGAUCACUCCUCAGCGCAUUCAGGAGAAUUUCCAGGUGUUUGACUUUGAACUAACUGAGGAGGAAAUUAAGACUAUAGUUGGAUUUAACAGGAACUGGAGAGUCUGUCCCAUGCAAUGGAGCCUGAAGCACAAGGACUAUCCAUUCAAUGCUGAAUACUGAAAUGACAUUUUUUUCCACAGGUUAACAGUGGGUAGUGGAGUUGGCAUCUCCACCCACUGAGCUGCUCUCUUUCCUAUUCUUAAGUGCAGUUUGCAAAAUAAGUGCGGCCUUGAAUCAUUUUUUUUAUUUUCAUGUUACAUUUCCCAGGAGAAAUAUUGACUUCUUUGGUAAUCCAUUUUGUCUCAAGGAAAACCAGUUUAUGCACAUGCAUAAUACUCCUUUAAAUCACAAUUUGAGAUGCUCAUCUGACACAAAUUAUGACCAUUGAGUAUGAGUUUUGCAAUAGUAUAAUUGAGUAUUCAUGUCUUUUCUCUACAAAGUCAUUUAUUGUUCUACCAGCCAGCAGGCACAAGUUUCUUAGCUCGCUUGAUUUUCUAGUUUAUUUUACUGUCUUGCUGAGUCAUGGUGUAGAGUAAAUUCUACUUUAUUACUUUGCUGUCAGUGGGAAAUUUUAAGUAACUGAAGAACAUAAAUGUGUGCCACAUUCAGUACAGAUUCACACAUUUUAAAGUGUGUAACUUUAAGUUAAUUCUGAUAACAGAAUUAUCAUGGACUUCAGUUAUUGUUUUAUUUGUAGUUGUCACGUUUGUAGUAGCACAUGUAUGAAGAAAUGUUUUCUCUGAAAAGGUCAAUUCUGUAUUUAAGUUGAAACACAUUUUUCAAAGCACUCCUCAUUUAACUAAACAUGUUUUUCCUUCAUAUCAGGACUUAUGCAUAUUGCAUAUAAGGUAAUUGCAAAAUAAAAGCACUGUUGACAUCAUAAGACAAGUCAAGGCAGUAUGUUCUGCUUUUUACAAAGUAUUUCCCACAUUUACUUGUGAGUCAUAGAUAGCACUUUAAGAUCAUGUGUAUUAUCCCUGUUAUGAAACAACUUCACUUCCUCUUCCUGUGGGAGCUGUUCUGUUGAGCACCAAAAUAAAGUCCUGUGGGAGAAAAUAAAACAAAACAGUGCAACAUUCCUAUAAAGCAGUGAAGACACCAUUGAGGCUAAAAAUAGUCUGCGCCUCUUGGUGACAUUGGGGUUCAGAAAACCCUAAUGGACCUUUCACACAGGACACGCUGGACAUAAUGGGUUUCAGAGCACAGUGGCACCGUUACCACUUUCUGUGUGAAAGGGCCCACUGGGGAACUGGGGGAGUGAAUUGAAUGAGCUGCUGUAGCAUUCAAAGGU